CGUUGUUAUGGAGAGAAGAGUCUUUUCCCGAGAGAAGCGAUUUCUAGAUUUUGGCCUGGCAGUUUUGGGCGGUGGAAGACCACCCUUUUUUUUGUGGUGGUGUUCAAACUCUUGACUGCAGGCGGGAAAGACGAAAGACGCAAGAUGGGAAUCGAUAUUUUCUGAGAAACGACCAGACCGCUGACGUGCAGUUGAUUAUAUAGAGCCACAAGACUUUCCGAACCAAGCAGAAGCUGGCCAAGGCCCAGAAGCAGAACCGCCCGGUUCCGCAAUGGAUUCGCCUUCGCACUGGCAACACAAUCCGCUACAACGCCAAGAGAAGGCACUGGAGAAAGACUCGCCUCGGAAUCUAAGCGACGUCAAAACACAAAAUCACCUGGCAUUCCUCGACCCACUUGUACCGACGGUACCGACAUCCGGCUUCUUUGGCAUUUCUCAAUGACAAGUUAAAACAGUGGUGGAUGGCGCAAAAAGCAGAAUCUCUUUGUCGUCUUUAGGGCGUGUGGGAAGGAGGAUGCGGACGCACGGAAUAUUGGGCACGGUUGCCUGGAUUUUUGAUUCUUGAUAUUGCUUCAUGUCACGGUCGGUCAUAGGGAAAGGAAAUGAACCUUUAUUUUUUGAUGUCCAUUUUGCUUGUUUUACCCCAAGUCUCAAAUGUCUUUUUUUUCCUGAGCAUGGUGCCUGUGCUGCUACUCUCUAUGUGAAGGAAGACUCCAUGAACCAGAUGUUUUUCCUGGACAGUGAUGAAAACAUGCUCCGCCAUUUCCAAUCAUUAUUUUCCGGUCGGUUGUUUGGACUUUAGACGCAUCGCCCAGAUAAGAAUCACUAGUCACCACAUGCGUAUCUC
Molecule: messenger RNA, 847 nt
Organism: Trichoderma atroviride IMI 206040
Lineage: Eukaryota; Fungi; Ascomycota; Sordariomycetes; Hypocreales; Hypocreaceae
Source: RefSeq, a predicted model, not a curated record